AUGGGUUACAUCUAUGAUGCAGAGGAGAGAGCCAAGGAGCAAAUCAAAAAAAAUCUGACAGACACGCCUAAUGAAAGAAUUAUCACUAGACUUUGGGCUAUGAUUCAAGCAAAAUGGAGCGACCAACUUCACCACCUGUUACAUGCAGCUGGAUGUUACCUGAAUCCCGCCAUUUUUCAUGGGGAAAAUUCAAGGGAGAUACGAAAGAACAGAGACAUUGCGACGGGACUUUAUGUUGCUAUAGAUCAUCUAGUGCCCGAUAAUGAUGACAAUGAUAAAUUAAGGCAAGACUUGAAUCUAUACAUUGAUUCGGUUGGGCAAUUUCGAUCUCCAAUUGUUAUAAGGGCUAGGACAAAAGUUUCACCAUAUAUAUGGUGGCGUACUUAUGGGAUCAACACGCCUUUGCUCCAAAAAAUUGUUAUCACAGUCCUUAGUCAGACAUGUAGUGCUUCACCUUGUGAACGCAAUUGGAGUGCAUUUGACAAUUUACAUUCAAAGAAAAGAAAUUGUCUUUUGCAGCAAAAACUUAAUGACCUUGUAUUCAUGCAACACAACACAAAGUUACAAAGGCGCUACAAUUUGUUAAAAUCCAACAGAUCUUUGGAUCCUAUUUUAUUGAGAGACGUAGAGGAAAAUGAUGAUUGGGUUAUACCAACAGAAGUCGAGCUUCAAGAGUUUGUUGAUGGUAGAGAUGGUCUUCUUUGGUCAGCUACGCAAGAGGCAAUGGGGAGAAACGAAGAAGUUGGGGUAACAACUAGGAGCAAAAGACACUACUAGAAAACAGACCUUUAAUCACAUGCUUUUGAUUAAUGAU
Lactuca saligna is the source of this 814-nucleotide messenger RNA. The record is from the annotation of a GenBank genome assembly. NCBI's taxonomy places the organism in Eukaryota, Viridiplantae, Streptophyta, Magnoliopsida, Asterales, Asteraceae.